This is a messenger RNA of Ochotona princeps (American pika), 1989 nucleotides long. RefSeq names its product transmembrane protein 35A (gene TMEM35A). Gene Ontology annotation, biological process: chaperone-mediated protein complex assembly; positive regulation of protein localization to cell surface. The coding region runs from base 170 to 673 and encodes 167 amino acids. Gene Ontology annotation, cellular component: endoplasmic reticulum. The record is from RefSeq and is a predicted model, not a curated record. Gene Ontology annotation, molecular function: acetylcholine receptor regulator activity. Lineage: Eukaryota; Metazoa; Chordata; Mammalia; Lagomorpha; Ochotonidae. The transcript has 2 exons.
UGAAUCUCGAUCUCUCAAUUUUUUUCUCGAGCUCCCUCCUCUCCCUUUGUCAUUCUAGCUGCCUGCUGCCUCCGCAGCGUCCCUCUAGCUGUCCCUGUGCUUGCCUACUGCAUCCUAGACUGACCGUCUGCGCAAAGCAGGAUUAGUUGGGACUUGCCUUGGUGACCCCAUGGCAUCCCCCAGAACCAUAACUAUCGUGGCCCUUUCUGUGGCCCUGGGACUCUUCUUUGUUUUCAUGGGCACUAUCAAGUUGACCCCCAGGCUCAGCAAGGAUGCCUACAGUGAGAUGAAGCGGGCUUACAAGAGCUAUGUCCGAGCCCUCCCUCUACUGAAGAAAAUGGGGAUCAAUUCCAUUCUGCUGCGAAAAAGCAUCGGUGCCCUCGAAGUGGCCUGUGGCAUCGUCAUGACCCUUGUGCCUGGGCGUCCCAAAGAUGUGGCCAACUUCUUCCUACUUUUGCUCGUGUUGGCUGUGCUCUUCUUUCAUCAGUUGGUCGGUGAUCCUCUCAAACGCUAUGCCCAUGCUCUGGUGUUUGGAAUCCUGCUCACCUGCCGCCUGCUGAUUGCUCGCAAGCCAGAAGAAAGGUCUGCUGAGAAGAAGCCUUUGCCAGUGAACACAGAGGAGCAACCUUCCUUAUAUGAGAAGGCCCCUCAGGGCAAAGUGAAGGUGUCAUAGGAAUGCAGAAAUACAAAAUGUGGACCUUCCAGGCAGUUGCUUCUGUGACACCCAGGAAGAUGUCAGCCUGUGUUUUUAGUUUGGUUUAUUUAUCCUGGGGCAAGGGGGAAAAUGUAACCUGCAAGUUAAUGUCCCUAUUGGCUUGUAUACAUCUGUACCCUAAAAUGACCUCCCCACAUUGACAUUCGUGCAACACCUUUGAUCACUCUGGGGCGACUAUCACAUCUUGCUGCAUGUACAUAUAUACAGCUACUACUGAAGUGUAUUUGUGAGAUGGACUCCAGCAAGCAUGUGACUGUGCAAUCAUGUGUGGGGAAAUGUGCUUAAUUAUAGUGUGCGUGGUGUGUGUGUGUGUGUGUGUGCCUACACUCCCAUGUGUGGAGAUGGCUCUUAUCUUGAACUAAUCCUGCACAGUUAUCUUUCCCUUUAUAUGCUAAUGUCAGCAAAGGCAGCCUAACACAAUCCUGCUUACUUAAGGUAUAAAACAAGUGGCCUAUUCCCAUACAUGGGGGCAAUCCCUGCCUAAAAUGAGCUGAAAAGUUCAAUUUGUCACUUUAGAAAAAGAAUCCCUUCCUCCCUUCCAUGUGAAAGCUUAAAUUAAUAUGUAAAAUUAAUGAGAAUCUACUUCUACAGUUGUUUAAAUUUUAAAUAGUCCAUAUUGAGUUUCCUUACCACGAGAGAUCCAUGCAGUCAAGACAGUCUCAUUCUUCUAGGAGGAACCAGAGGAUGCUUUACCUUGCCUUGUCCCAGUCCAGCCUUCUCAGCCCUUUGACCAACAACUUCAAAUUAGAGCAGUAAACUUGCUACCAGACAUCCCUUUACAGUUUUCUUAAGCCUAGAGCUGCCUCACUUCCACUAUUCUCAGAAACAAGCCAGGAUUUGACAGCUGCUCACCUGGUGGCUAAGAGAGCAGGGAUUGGUCCUUUUAGAAGCCUGUGAAUCUCAAACUCCAGCUGUUCUCCAAAAUCAUUUGAAAUUCAAUAGAUGAACUGGACCCAGUGUUUCUGCCAAACAGACUAACUAGCUCGAUCGCUGGUAUAAGUGGCAUCUAAGUCAUCCCCAGGCUCGUCUCCUCUAUGCCUCUUUAUCAUUCCAGUGGGUGGAUUUCUACUGGGGGAAGAAUAUUUGGCAUGGGUUAGUUGGACUGAGCAGUAUGGACAUUUGCCUUCUUCAUUACGUACUGCUGUUUCUCCUUAUUAGAUGUGCUUUGAUGGUUUUAAUAUUCUUGUACCAUUGGGAUGGGGAAAGGGUGGGGGGGUUGUGUGUGGGGAGAGUAUUUACUGUAUUUUCUUCAGUGUCAUUGUUCCUGGUAAUUG